Humulus lupulus (European hop) is the source of this 498-nucleotide messenger RNA. RefSeq names its product senescence associated gene 20-like. Bases 1 to 498 code for a protein of 165 amino acids. The transcript has a single exon. NCBI's taxonomy places the organism in Eukaryota, Viridiplantae, Streptophyta, Magnoliopsida, Rosales, Cannabaceae. The record is from RefSeq and is a predicted model, not a curated record.
AUGCCCGAAAAAGUAACACUAGCGGAGUUUCUGUCGUCGGAGCAAGAGCCGGCGGAAGGUAACAGAAAAGCCGUCAAGGCAUUCUACGAGGCCUUGGCGAGUAACGACACGGCUGCGGUUUCGCGCGCAGUGGCUGCCGACCUCGAGUGGUCGUUCCACGGGCCGCCUUAUUGCCAACACUUGAUGAGGUUGCUCACUGGAGAGUCGCGGCGUGUGGAGUUCAAAUUCAAGCCGAGGAGCGUGACCGGCAUUGGCGACCGCGUGGUCGUGGAGGGGUGGGAGGGGCAGGGAUCGAAGGUCUACUGGGCGCAUGUGUGGUCACUCGAGGAGGGGAUUAUGACUCAGCUUCGUGAGUAUUUCGACACGUGGCUUACUGUGAUUGUUAGGGUUUUGAAUGGUGGUGGUGGUGGUGGUGGUUACGGGAUUAUUCGUCUGUGGCAGAGUGAGCCUAAGGAAAGGCUCAACAGGUCCUUGCCAGAUGUUGUUUUGCCUAUUUGA